AGAAUAGUACAUAGUCGUUUCCGAUCUGUGACGUCACAGAUCGCGUAGCCUCCCUUUCAAAACCAUCUUUGUACACUUGCGAAGUAGAAAGAACAUCGUACAAAAUGCCUGAUGUACCUGCUGGAGAUAUUGACAAAGGCAAGAAGAUCUUCGUCCAGAAGUGCGCACAAUGCCACACUGUAGAGGCUGGUGGAAAGCAUAAAACAGGACCCAAUCUCAACGGAUUGUUCGGCAGAAAGACAGGACAAGCAGUCGGGUUCAGCUACACAGAUGCCAACAAAAACAAAGGAAUUACAUGGGGCAGAGAUACUAUCUUCCAGUAUUUAGAGAAUCCCAAGAAAUACAUCCCAGGAACAAAGAUGGUGUUUGCAGGAAUCAAGAAGGCACAAGAAAGAGGGAACCUGAUCGCUUAUUUGGAACACGCCACAAAAUAACCACGUCACUUCAUAGGAUUAUAAAUUAUUGUUUUAUUUCAGAUUAUUUGAGAUUUUUGAAUUUCUGCAUGAUUGUCAUCUUAAAGUAAAAGAACUAAUAGGUUGAAAAAAAAGAUAAUUAUUUUACAUCAGUUUGAAGAGAAAAAAUGGACUUGUCAUGUUUUAAUACAUGUAAAACUUCUCUCAGUCUGGAAAUCAUAAUUUCUUAUAAGUUUCAAUCUUUUGUGAUCUCAACACGAUUCAAAAGGCUUACAGAUGUGGACUGGUUUCUUGAUUUUUACCGAUAAAUUCAGUAAAUGUUUUUAAUGGCGUGUCCCAGGUUGGGCAGUUACUUGUCAUGCUGAACAUCAUUACCACAUGAAAUAUAUCUUUUUUAACAGUUUGUAUAUAGUUGCCAACAAGUUUGUGUUUUAAAUAAAAACUUGGAUUCA
Molecule: messenger RNA, 865 nt
Organism: Ostrea edulis (European flat oyster)
Lineage: Eukaryota; Metazoa; Mollusca; Bivalvia; Ostreida; Ostreidae
Product: cytochrome c
Exons: 3
Coding region: 105-434 (109 amino acids)
Biological process (GO): mitochondrial electron transport, ubiquinol to cytochrome c; mitochondrial electron transport, cytochrome c to oxygen
Cellular component (GO): mitochondrial intermembrane space
Molecular function (GO): electron transfer activity; heme binding
Source: RefSeq, a predicted model, not a curated record